Messenger RNA from Soboliphyme baturini, 807 nucleotides. NCBI's taxonomy places the organism in Eukaryota, Metazoa, Nematoda, Enoplea, Dioctophymatida, Soboliphymatidae. The record is from the annotation of a GenBank genome assembly.
GCCUCUCGGGGGAAACGAGUAGCCACUGAACACUCAGAUCAGCGGUGGAGUGGCACUCGCCGUUUUUUAAAUCCGGUUCUUCAACUCGUUCACAUGUCACCGACCAAACAGCGGCAGCGGCAGCGGUUGCGGCAAAUCGUCAUACCGCCGAAACCGUUCAUUCGGACCCAACGAGAACCCUUCUCUGUAAUCAAGUUAUCGGCGAAAACAGAAGACGAUGAGUUCAUCGCUGAUUGUAUUCACGCUGCUCAAGGCGUUGAUGAACGUCGCCUGUCGGCCCUGCGAGAAGAAAUCGCCGAUUAUGAUCCGCAUAAAAUCGGCGUCGUCGAUAGCGCCUUUUUGCAACGGAUUUUGUCUGAGAGGCUCAAAUUAAACUUUACACAGCCAAAUCAUUUGGCAAAAUUCGUGAAAAUAUUCGCCGUCGACCGACACAUACCCCGGCUGAUAUUCUACGAACGUCUGUUGUCUCAACUGGAAGACAUAAAGCUGUUGCUCAAGAAGAGUGUUAAGGGAACUUCUGUCAUGCUGCAGCCAGAAAAUUCAAGCUCGUCUCCAGUGAGCUCAACGAAGGACGCAAAACUGUGCGAGGACAUCGCAAAGAUGCUCUGGAACGCAGGCCGUUCGUCAGCAGACCUCGAAGCGGUCAAAUUCUACUUAUUAAACGUAGACUAUUUUCACUCAGGAGUCUUGAGCGAGCAACAAAUCAUCAGAGCACUUCAACACUUUCGGCUGAUCGCCCCCUUCGAACAACUGCUGCCCAAACUGCUAGCCCGCUGCCAGUUGCAAGGUGAUUUGCGAUACAAGUGA